Messenger RNA from Nothobranchius furzeri (turquoise killifish), 2059 nucleotides. RefSeq names its product solute carrier family 39 member 1 (gene slc39a1). Gene Ontology annotation, cellular component: plasma membrane. Gene Ontology annotation, biological process: zinc ion transmembrane transport. Gene Ontology annotation, molecular function: zinc ion transmembrane transporter activity. The record is from RefSeq and is a predicted model, not a curated record. Lineage: Eukaryota; Metazoa; Chordata; Actinopteri; Cyprinodontiformes; Nothobranchiidae.
GCCCUCAUGACAAAUAAAUAUUUGAGUGCUGUUUGGUUUCAAUCAUGCUCCAGUUGCUCUGUUUUCAUGUUAGCACGCUAUUAAUUCAUUCUGUCGUUAGUUCAAUGUCAGACAACGAAAUCUCAUUCUUUAACUGACAGUUUAAACGACACGAUGGAAUACCUGCUUCAAGUAAAAAUCGGUGUUUUGUUCGGUCUGCUACUUUUGACUCUGUUUUUUGGUUUUAUUCCUGCGAAGCUCCAGUGGUUCAGAGACAUCGGGACAGAAUCCCAUCGAACAGUUCUGAGCCUGAUCAGCUGCUUUGCUGGUGGAGUUUUCCUGGCAGCAUGUUUGCUCGACAUCAUUCCAGAUUAUCUGUCAGACAUCAGUAGCGAGCUCAAUUCUCUGGAGUCCAGUUUUCCCCUGCCGGAGUUCAUCAUGGCUGCUGGCUUCUUCACGGUGCUCAUACUGGAGAAGAUUGUCCUGAACUGCCGGGAAAUGAGAGUGCUCCAUGGUGAGAGGGCGCCACUUUUAACAGGAAACAGAAACGGCCACGGGCCACACAGUCACGGGGGCGUCCCGAACCCCGACCUGGAGAGCAGCGGCCAUCACGUCCACGUGGACUUCCAGGCUCACUCCCCGUUUCGUUCCUUCAUGCUCUUCCUGUCACUCUCUCUUCAUUCGGUGUUUGAGGGCCUGGCCAUCGGCCUGCAGAGCACCGACUCAAAGGUUUUAGAGAUCUGCAUCGCCAUUCUUGUCCACAAGAGCAUCAUCGUGUUCAGCCUAUCCCUGAAGCUGGUCCAAAGCGCAGUUCCUCCCUUUUGGGUGGCUGCGUACCUCGUCAUAUUCUCCAUGAUGUCACCAAUAGGCAUCGCCAUUGGCAUCAGUGUGAUGGAGGCCGAGUUGGCGGCUGGAGCUCUAAUCCAGGCCAUCCUGGAGGGACUCGCCGCAGGAACGUUUGUUUACAUCACCUUCAUGGAGAUCCUUCCUCAUGAACUGAACUCAGCUGGGAACCAGCUCCUAAAGGUGUUCUUCCUCCUGCUGGGUUUCACCAUCAUGGCAGGACUGACGUUUCUGGGCUGAAGCAUCAGAUGUCACACACGUGUUGGUCACUUUAGGACAAAAAACUGUGCUCUUUUGAAUCUAAGAGGGUGGUUCACUCGCGUUUACAGCCAGCUAUGGACGUUUUUAAGUCAAAGAGAGUUUGACGUCUUGCUUGUAUUGUCGCUUUUUUUUAAAUAUUGGUGAAAAUAUCCAUGAUGAAAGAGCUCAGAUUGUCUUUAUAUUAAUAUUUUUGUCUUUUUACUUUUUAAAAAAUGCACAGGGUUAAGUUUACCACUGACAACACUUAGAAACACAAGUUGGGCCUGCAAAAUAAAACUACGUUUUCAGCUUUUUAACUACUGGAAAAGUCCUGUAACUCCAUAUCAGUAUAGCCAACAUGUUUACAGAGUCCCUGUGAGGCAAUGAUGAAAUCUGACACCUGUUUUCCCCCCAAAAACUUGAACUCCAUUACUUUUUGUGAUUCUGAGCUGUUAGAAAAAUAUAUUUACAUCUUAUAUUUAUCCAGAAAGCUACACUCCAGUUUACUUUUUGACAAAUACACAAGCUUAAAGCAUUUACCUAGUAAGAUGUUCGAACAAAGAUCUAAGUCGAUCUUUAUUUUCUCUGGGAGAAUUAAGGUCAAACCAGGUCAAACGUCAUUCUUGUGCUCAUAGAGCUUCACUGAGACAACAAAUGCAGCAGUAAUCUGUUGACUCUAAUCCUGUUUUAAGCCAUCAUGUGAUGGGCAGAUUGCUUCCUUGUAGAAAAUAAGGAAAUAGAAAUGCAUGUAUUGAAUGUCAGCAAAAAUGGAAGUUGUUUUUCAUGCUCGGUUGAAUGAAUCUGGUUGUUUUGUUUAUUUCAUUUAGUGCAGAAACGAGCUCACAGUAGUGUUUGUUUACCACGGGGUCAUCUGUAAAUUUGAAAACUGAUUUAAAUGGUUGUAAUGUUUUGCACCUUACUGAGAGGUGUUCUUUUCUACGUAUGUAAAACAAUAGAGUAAGGUGUUAAGAAGCAAAUUAAAUGCAUUUCAUAGACA